Molecule: messenger RNA, 1586 nt
Organism: Megachile rotundata (alfalfa leafcutting bee)
Lineage: Eukaryota; Metazoa; Arthropoda; Insecta; Hymenoptera; Megachilidae
Product: phospholipase B1, membrane-associated-like
Biological process (GO): phospholipid metabolic process
Molecular function (GO): glycerophospholipase activity
Source: RefSeq, a predicted model, not a curated record
AAAGAAAAAAAGGUUUCCCCAGGGACGUUACACAUGUACAUAUAUACGUUCUCCUGGUAUACAGUACUACGUCGUAGUCUUUACUUGACAGUGAUCAUUACAUUUUUACCAAACUCCGGCAGAAGGAAUAUCUCAUCAUACUUCACUUAUCAAACGAUCCAAUCUAUCAAUUUAAUAUUUGUUCUUACGUAUAGUUGGAAGUAUUUUGUGUAUUGGUUUAAAAAGAAUUAUGCACCAAUUUUUAUCGGUUGUACUUUUAUGCGUGUUCGUCGCGGCCCAGAAAACGGAAUUGGACUCUCCAGAAAACUUGUACAUGUUUCGGAGUUUCCGUAAAUGGGUAUUCAAUAAUUUCGGAGGAGACCAGCUACAUAGACCUACAAGACACUAUCUACAGCAGCUUCAAAAACAACUAUCUCCAGAUAUUCCAUUCCCCUGCAAUGUUACUGGUGGAAGGUCCCUAAAAAUACCAGAUUCGGUUCAUCGUUUAAGACCUGGUGAUAUUGAUGUGAUUGCUGCGAUGGGCGAUUCUGUAACAGCUGGCACUGGUGUUUUUGCACAAAAAAUGAUGCAGUUACUCAUCGAAAACAGAGGAGUUGUCGGCAGUAUCGGCGGGCAGGAAAAUUGGCGAACAUUUUUAACACUUCCUAAUAUUCUCAAGGAAUAUAACCCGAAUUUAGUAGGGUAUUCGUGUGGCGAUUCCUUAAUUUAUCAUCAGGACUCGCAUUUCAAUGUCGCUGAAACUGGUGCAAUGGCUAAAGAUAUGCCUUUCAUGGCCAAAUAUCUAGUUGAUAGAAUGAAGCAGGAUUCAAGAGUAAAGAUCAAAGAACACUGGAAGUUGAUUUCUAUACUUAUUGGACACAACGAUUUGUGCACUGAGGUAUGCUACGCGCCAUCACCGUCGUCUAUUUUGAAAACUUAUAGAAGCGAUCUAAUUACUACCUUGAGAAUAUUGCGCGACAAUUUGCCUAGAACUUUUGUCGUUGUUAUUAUGCUUCCUUCUUUUGAUACGUAUAUUGAUGCAAUGAAAAAUCAACCAAUAUUGAGAUGCUAUAUUAUGACACGAUUUUUUUGUCCCUGUUUGUUUAAUUUGCACUAUCAAGACCAAAUUUCAGAAUAUUUCGACAUAUUGAAAAGAUGGGCGGACGUGGAGGAAGAUGUCGUUAACUACCCAGAAUUUAAUACAGAAGAUUUCACUGUUGUAUCUUCACCUGUACUUCAAAACUAUGUACCGCCACUUACAGAAGAUGGACAGCUAGACAUGACAAAUUUCUCCUACGACUGCUUCCACCCUGUUCAGAAAACUAAUGCACGAUAUGCUAAUGCUCUAUGGAACAGUUUGUUGGAGCCAGUCGGUAACAAAUCAAGAGGCCUUCGUCAAGAAUACGAAAAAUUCUUGUGCCCUACUUCAGAAAAGCCAUUUCUAAUGACGCGAGAAAAUUCACAUGAGGGAUGGGAGAAAUGAUACUUCUCUGUCUGUGAGCAACACAUGAAGCGGAGCCAAAAGUGUGAUUUCGAAACGUGAAGUAGAAGUUUGCUAAAACAUUUGUUUCCCCAAACAUUGUCGUAAUAAAGCCUUAUAAUAUUUA